UCCUGUUUACUUCCGGGUUACACAUCCGACGUGACAGCGACAACAAACUUGGCUAACUAUUAGCUUUUCUCUCAAAAUUCAAACAGCGUGUGUUGAUAACUGAGAGGAUAUGUACAGUUAAAUUUACAAUACGAUGUUUUGUGACCCAAAUCAACUCAAAAGAAUGCGUUUUUGGUAAAGAGGAGAUUUGCGGUUAAAGCGAAAUCCGCCUCACACCCGGAAUGGCUUCCUUUGGCUGGAAGAGGAAAGUCGGUGAGAAGGUGUCCAAGUCGGCAGCGCGGCAGUUCGAAGAGGCCGACAAGGCUGCAGACCCUGUCGCAGAGCAGGACGAGGAGGUGGACUGGUUACACGCCAUUAAACGCCGCCGGGAGAUUCUGAUAGAGGACUGUGCGACCAAGGGCAAGAGGCUGAAGGACGAGGGAACGCUGCUGGCCGAGCAAGGCAGGCACUGGGAGGCCAUCAAGAAGUGGGACGAGGCCAUUCAAUUGACGCCAGACGACCCACUGCUCUACGAGAUGAAAGCCCAGGUGCUGACCAUCCUCCAGGAGGUCUUCCCCGCCGUCAAGGCGGCAGAGACGGCAGCAAAACUGCGCCCCUUGUGGUGGGAGGGCUGGCAGACGCUGGGCCGUGCCCAGCUGAGUCUCGGGGAAGUGGACCUGGCGCUGAGGUCCUUCCAGGUGGCCGUCCACCUGUGUCCGUGGGAGCGCGCCUUGUGGCAGGAGGACCUGGCGUGGGUGCGGACCUUACACAAACAGAACACGGCCGCCAGGGAGAAGACCCAACGAGAGGAGGAGGCCAAGCAGCAGCUCCUCAACGUCCCCGAGCUCCAGCAGGACUUUGACUUUGAGUCCGACGAGGUCCUGGACGCCUGCGUGGCCGUCGCCGAGCGGCAGACGCGCUACGAGGAGAUGAGGGCCACCGCCGUGGUGGUGGACGCCGAGGGGAACGUCCAAAACGCGGAGGCGGACUGCGAGGGGGGGCGCGGGGACGUGGAGGCGGUCCCCUCGCUGAAGCGAUUUGUCAAAGCGAGAAUGUGAUGAGGUUUGGGUCAGGCGCUGCCACUUUGUGACAUGAAAACAUCAUCGUGGACAACCAUCGGAUUCUGCAAAUGCUUCACAAGCGACUGAUUUCCUAAUCGUCAGCACGUACUGCACGCUCUACAGGCCGCAUCAUUAGGUACACGUGCACCACUUAACAAGCUUUCACUAAGACAUUUAAUUGCGUUGCAUCUCCUAUUUUCACCCUCAUGUUGUUCAACUCGGUGGGCUAAAUAUUGGAAACAGUGCAGUCGCACAUGACUAUUGUGUGUAGCUGCUCUAUAGGCGUCCACUCCUCCAUACAAAGGGGUGAAAAUGACAUUUAAGUAGAAAAAAGGCUGCACUUUGGACACCCCUGGUAUAACGAGUAGUAUCGUAAAGUAUAAGGUUGAACUUCUGUUUAACAAACAAAACAAGGUUAUCAUGCUAAGUGAGAUAAACUACAGUAAACCUCGGAUAUAUCGGAUUCAAUUGUUCCCACUGGUUUUGUCCGAUAUAAGCGAAAUCCGUUAUAUGCAUGUACCGGAAAAUGUUUUGUCCGUUAUAGAAAGGCACUUCCUUGACUAUGUUUCCAAUGUACCUGGACGCGCAGGCAACGCUGCAAACGCUGCAAAUGAUGUCGUAUAGCGGCCUGUCACGAUUCGGCGAAUCGGAGCGCCACGAUGCGGCCAUCCGAUAUAUGCGAGGGAAAUUUAAUGGAAAUGCAUUGGAACGGGACGGGAGAUUUUGUCCGAAAUAGGCGAAAUCCGUUAUAAAAAAUCUGAUAUAUGCAAUGAAUUUUUAUUGGAAAUGCAUUACAGAAAAAUCGGUUCUUUUUUAUCUGUCCGUUGUGAGCGAAUUUCCGAUAUAUCCAAGUCCAAUAUAUCCGAGGUUUACUGUAGUAAUGUCAAUGAAAGCUUUGUAAGCGUGUAUGUAAGUAUGAGCUGCAAAUGCUCACACCCUUGUCCGGGACACGCCUGAAACUUUAGAGAAAAAAAAACAGGUUACAUAAUCCUAAUAAGAUAAAUGAAGGUCAUCUUUGUGUGCGUUUAGGGAGUGAGGAGUGAUCUGUCUUAAACACACACACACACAUUGUAUGGAAGAUAUGGGAUGCAAAGAGUUCCUAAGAUUGGACCAUUGGAGGUCAGGGUAGCUUUGUGAUGCUAUAAAGUUGAUCAAAUGUUUAUUCUGCUUCCUAUUCUUUUUCUGCUUAGAGGUUUUUGUUGCUGCUUUUUUUAAUGCUGGGAGCGUAUCAGAUAGGUAGAGCCCUCUCCAGUUACCUUUUUGAGAAGAAUGACAAUCUCUUUCACCCUCUAUAAUCCAGUCAGAACCCUGAAGACCAUGGCCGUGUACAAUGGCGUAUUGUUCUGGUUUUGGACUGCAUAGACCCAGGCACCGCUGGCAACAACGGAAGGAAGUAGCCGAUUAAGCCGACACUCCAGCUAUAUGACUCAAAUGAUGAUGACACUGAUCACUCCUAAACUUCAUUUGUAGCGUGACCUCAUUGCUCUGUCAUCAGAUCAAUGA
Molecule: messenger RNA, 2543 nt
Organism: Doryrhamphus excisus (bluestripe pipefish)
Lineage: Eukaryota; Metazoa; Chordata; Actinopteri; Syngnathiformes; Syngnathidae
Gene: ttc33
Product: tetratricopeptide repeat domain 33
Molecular function (GO): protein binding
Source: RefSeq, a predicted model, not a curated record